GGCACUCUGCCCAGAGAGGAUAGCCGAACGGUAUCUCCAAGGGAAAUGGACCGCGAGAAAGAAGAGAUCAAGUUCAUGAGUUACAACGUUUGGUCCCGCGAGGACGUUAAGGUCUACGGAAGGAUGAAGGUCAUCGGUGGACUCGUCCAAGAUCAUUCACCGGAUGUAAUCUUCUUCCAGGAAAUCACGCCGUACAUCCACUCCAUUUUCGAGAGCUUUCCAUGGUGGAAGGACUACCACUGCUCCCCAGUGCCCCCGGAGGAGGAGAAGCCUCACUUCUGCUUGAUGCUGAGCAGGCUCCCUCUUGAGAACUACGCGUGCCCGAACUUCAGCAAAACGACGACAGGCAAAGGCUACCUGGAGGCUGACAUCAAUCCCGAACCAACGGCAACGAAGAAGCCGAUACGCAUCGCCACGACGCAGCUGGCGCGCCCCGUCCCGCCAGCAACGAUGCACUUCAGGGAGCGGUACGCGCAGGCGGAGCACGCCGUCUCGGCGCUGAGCGGCGCCGCGGCGAACGUCGUCUUCGGCGGCGACAUGAGCUGGGACGACGACGCCGACUUGCCGUUCCCUCUACCCGCAGGCUGGUUCGACGCUUCUGCCUCCAACGGGAGGAAGCAAGAUUGGACCUACGAUGGGUUCUGGAACGAGAAGGCCUGGGAGUUCAACGGCUACAUAGCUUCUGCUCCGUGGAUGCAGACGCGGUCGGACCGGUUCGUGUGCAAGCUGCGGGACUACACGCUGAAAUCGUUCCAGCUCGUCGGUGCCGAAAGCAUUGGGACGCGGUAUUGUGUCAAGAAGCACACGUCGUACGACCCCGGCGCCGUUGAUCUGAUGCCAAGUUGCCACCGCGGGCUGGUUCUGACCAUCGUUCCCAAAUGACUGAGAGUGUGAGUGUGCGAGAACCGGAAGCAGAGCCGGCUGAUCCCGUUGAGCGUGUGCAGGGGGGAGAAGAUAAUGAGGAAGACUAUCAGGUGUUGCAAUGCCCUGAAUGAUGGAAUUUAUCUCGUCACAGCCCAUGAUGGAAUUUACCUACAGUUUCAUCUGUUUGAUGAUGUCCGUGAUUCUCAAUCCUUUUCUGGCGCUUUGCCUCCUUGUUUACACCUGACUGUUGGCGUUUGCACAGUUAUGAAAUCAGAAUCAAUAAAACAGAAACCGGUCUGGAGGAAAUUCCAGUUAACUUUCGGAUCGAUGAUGUCCGCCGUUAACAGUGGGUCAAAACCUUCUACCCGAAGCGAAGCGUUUGCUGGAGGAAAUUCCAGUUCUGGAAGUUGGGGAGAGAAUAAUAUUUAUUGAUGCUUAUCUAACAAAGAAUCACUAAACAUACAUCCGCUGCAUUCUCGUCUAACAUGUCAUCUAAAAAAAUGUUACAGCUACCAUGUCCUGUUUAUGUCCAUAAGUUUGAAUUUGUCAUGAUAACUACCAUCACGCUCAACAGAAACCGGAAGACCAACAAAAACCCUUCCC
Molecule: messenger RNA, 1467 nt
Organism: Brachypodium distachyon (stiff brome)
Lineage: Eukaryota; Viridiplantae; Streptophyta; Magnoliopsida; Poales; Poaceae
Exons: 4
Coding region: 46-882 (278 amino acids)
Biological process (GO): double-strand break repair
Cellular component (GO): cytoplasm; PML body
Molecular function (GO): 5'-tyrosyl-DNA phosphodiesterase activity; single-stranded DNA binding
Source: RefSeq, a predicted model, not a curated record